AUGCUUGCGACGCUCGCCAGCGCCCUGACCCUGCCCUGGCUCGGGCGGAUCGUCGACCGCUACGGCGCCGCGCGCGUGACGAUGAUCAUCGUGCCGUUGCUGGCGCUUGGCGCUGUGGGCAUGGCGUUUUCCGUACAUAUCGCCACGCUGGUCGUCGUCAUCUAUGUGCUGCGCCUGUUCGGGCAGGGCAUGAUGACGCAAAACGCGCUGACCGCCACCGGGCGCUGGUUCGCGGCCAAUCGCGGACGCGCGGUCUCGCUUGUCACGCUCGGCCACAAUGCGGGCGAGGCGCUGUUCCCGUUCGCGUUCGUCGCCCUGGCCGCCGCGCUUGGCUGGCGCAAUGCCUGGCUUGCCGGAGCGGCGAUCCUGAUCCUUGUGGCGCUGCCGCUCAUCUCCAUUCUGACCGCCCGGGAGCGCGAACCGCUGUCCGAUCCGCCGGACACAAGGGCGGUCGCGCCGCGCGACUGGUCCCGCGCGGAGGUGAUGCGCGAUCCGCUCUUCUGGGUUCUGCUGACGGGCGUUCUUGCGCCGGCCUUCAUCGGCACGACCAUCUUCUUUCAUCAGGUCUACCUGGUGGAGUUGCGCGGCUGGUCUCUGCCGGUCUUUGCAUCCUCCUUCGCCGUGAUGAGCGUGACGACGAUCUGCUUCGUGCUGAUCGCCGGCGCGCUGAUCGACCGGUUUUCGGCGACCGCGCUGCUGCCGAUCUUUCUCGUGCCCCUGUCGCUUGCAUGUCUGGCGCUCGGAUUGCUCGAGGCGCAAUGGAGCGCGUUCCUGUUCAUGGCGCUGCUCGGCGUGUCCUAUGGUUUUUCCUCGACGCUGUUCGGUGCGCUGUGGCCGGAAAUCUAUGGCACGCGCGAACUGGGCGCGAUCCGCGCGGUGAUCGUGGCGAUGAUGGUGUUCGGCACCGCCGUCGGGCCGGGCCUGACCGGCGCGCUGAUCGAUAUCGGCGUUGCCUAUCCGGCGCAGAUCGUCGUGAUGGGGCUCUACUGCGCCGUGGUCGCCGUGAUCAUGACCAUGGCGUCGCGGCGCCUUCUGAAGCGCCCGGGCGUCAUGACUGUCACCGUUCGUUUCGCGCCGUCGCCGACGGGCCAUAUCCAUAUCGGCAAUGUGCGCACCGCGCUGUUCAACUGGCUCUUUGCCCGGCAGAACGACGGCGCCUUCAUCCUGCGUUUCGACGAUACCGAUACCGCCCGCUCGAAGGCCGAAUAUGCCGAGCAGAUCGAGCGUGACCUGCGCUGGCUCGGCAUCGAUCCGGACCGCAUCGCCUACCAGUCGCAGCGCAUGGAUGCCUAUGAAAAGGCGGCGCAGGCGCUCAAGGACGCGGGGCUGCUCUAUCCGUGCUAUGAAACGCCGGACGAAUUGGAACGGCGGCGCAAGAUCCGCCUGACUCGCAAGCUGCCGCCGGUCUAUGGCCGCGAGGCGCUGAGGCUGACCGACGCCGAAAAGGCGGACCUUGAAGCAAGGGGCCACGCGCCGCACUGGCGCUUCCUGCUGCCCAACUUCGCGGACGAUCCCUUUGCGCCAAAGCGCACCGAUGUGCGCUGGAGCGAUGCGGUGCGUGGCGAGCAGAGCGUCGAUCUGGCUUCCAUGUCCGAUCCGGUUCUGAUCCGGGGCGACGGCACCUAUCUCUACACGCUGCCUUCGGUGGUCGACGACAUCGAAAUGGGCGUCACCCACGUCAUUCGCGGCGACGAUCACGUCACCAACACCGGCGUGCAGAUGGCGAUCUUCCGGGCGCUCGGCGCCGAGCCGCCGGCAUUCGGGCACCACAACCUUUUGACCACGGCCAGCGGCGAGGGCCUGUCCAAGCGCUCGGGCGCGCUGUCGAUCAAGAGCCUGGCCGAGGCAGGCUACGAGCCGAUGGCGGUGGCCAGCCUGGCGGUCCUGACCGGGUCGUCGACCGCGAUAUCCGCGAUGGCGGACAUGGAGGCGCUGACCGGUGCCUUCGACAUCACGGCGACGACCAAAUCGGCGGCAAGAUUCGACCCCGCCGAUCUGGACGGACUGAACCAGACGCUGGUGCACGAUCUGCCGUUCGAUGUGGUGCGCACGCGGCUGGGCGAUGCCGGCGUCGAUGUGGACGAUCCGCGCGCCGAAGCGUUCUGGGUCAUGAUCCGCUCCAAUGUGAAGAAGGUGGCCGACGCGGCCGACUGGUGGCCGGUGAUCACCGAUCGUCCAGCCAAGGACGCGGCGCUCGAUGGCGAUGAUCUGGCCUAUGCGCGCGCAGCGUUCGAUUGCCUGCCCGAAGGCGCGGUGGACGCCACACUGUGGAAGCGCUGGACCGAAGCGGCGAAGGCGCAAUCGGGCCGCAAGGGCAGGGCGCUGUUCAUGCCGCUGCGGAUCGCGCUUACGGGAAGGGCGUGGGGACCGGAUUUGUCAGAUCUAUUGCCUCUUCUGGGUCGGGAAGAAAUUCUCCGCCGACGACCCUGA
Molecule: messenger RNA, 2430 nt
Organism: Effrenium voratum
Lineage: Eukaryota; Dinophyceae; Suessiales; Symbiodiniaceae
Source: the annotation of a GenBank genome assembly